UGCACUUGCUAUCCGGCAGGAUCCCACCUCGGUCUCCGAAGCUGCGGAUUUCUGUUUUUAAUUUUAACUUGAUUCUUUCUCGGGUUCUUGUUGCACAAACUCCGUCACCCUGAAGUAUCUAACCAUCCUGCUAGGGGCAGGGAUGCUUGCAUUUCUAGGUGCAGUGAUCUGCAUCAUUGCAAGCAUCGCCCCUGGUUCUCCGGGAUCUGUCCCUGGUGCUGAAAAUGAAGCCGGAGCAUUGCUUGCAACCCAGAGCGGCGCUGGAGCUGCCCGCGGUGCUGAUACAGGGAGAGCCGGCAUUCCCGCACCUACCCCAAGCCAAGGCACUGCCAUUGAUCCUGGUGCUGGCAAAGCUUCUGUGAGCUCUAGGCUUGGAUAUGGUUCGGAUUCAUUUAUUGGCACUGCCAGUCGCUUCCUCUGUCUGCCUUUGGCUCAGGAUUGCCCUUCCCCUUCGAUCCGGGAGGAUCUGCUGCUGCUGAGGAGUACGGCUGACCACCUCCGCCAGAUGGUCAUCCAGCAGGAGAAACAGAUCGCCAGCGACCAGCAGACCAUCAGGGAACUGACCAGCAAACUCAGCCAAUGUGAGAAUGGCCAGGAACUGAGCUUCUUUCAAAAUAAUCCCGAGGAAUACGCAUGGGACCUUGGGAGAAACAGUUUGGAAGAUGGGACCGAGGAAUCUGACUGGACAGUGUUAGAUCUGGAGCAGACCAUCCACUCCCUGAAGGACAGCAUUGAAAAUCUGGAGGGGGAGUUGUUGUCUCGGGGCAAUGGUUCCUCAGCGACGCUGUCUGGCGUGCAGCAGGUCCACUUCUACCAGAAGAUGCAGGAGCUGGAAGGCCAACUGCUUGCAAAGCUCUCCGAGCUCGAGAGAGAGCGCUCCCUCCUACAGAACAAGAGCGACCGGCAGAGGCACCGGAUGGAGGAACAGCUGCAAGCUCUUCACCAACGCAUCGACAAUCUGGAGAAAGAAACCACUGCUUAUAAAUUGCAGGAAAGUUACAAAAUAUCACUGCCUGUGCGGACAAACUAUAUGUUUGCCCAAAUGAAGAGGAGCCUUCCGGAACUGUACUCUCUGACCGUCUGUGUGUGGCUCAAGUCUAAGGCCAGUGUGGGGAUGGGAACCCCUUUCUCCUACGCCGUGCCCGGACAGGUGAAUGAGAUUGUCUUACUCGAGUGGGGGAAGAAGCCAGCUGAACUGCUGAUCAACGAUAAAGUGGCGCGGCUGCCAUUGAAGAUUAACGACGGACGGUGGCACCAUGUGUGCAUCACCUGGACGACCAGGGACGGCCAGUGGGAGGCUUACCAGGACGGCACGCGGCAGGGAUCAGGAGAUAACCUGGCACCUUGGCACCCAAUCAAGCCGGGAGGCACUCUGGUCCUUGGGCAGGAGCAGGAUAUGGCCGGGGGAAGAUACGACGCGGCGCAAGCCUUUGUCGGCGAGCUGGCGGAGUUCAACGUCUGGGACAGGAUUCUAACAGCGGCCGAGAUCCAGAGCAUCGCCAACUGCUCGUCCGAUCCGGUGGGCAACGUCCUCUCCUGGGAGGGUAGCGGGAUCGAUCUGUUCGGGGGGGCGACCAAGUGGCCUUUCCAGAGGUGCAGCCAAGGUACCGUCUCCAGGGAGGACUAAUCCUUCGCCCCUUGGCGUUGCCCGCCCUUCACUGGGCCAGCUACAGCCGAGGCCAGCUUCUGCACUCUUCACUAUGUCUCCAGAGUGGCUGGGGUGCCUCCAGGGGUGCGUGACCGACGGCGAGCGCAGACGAACGAGACUCAGGCUUCUCCAAGGCCAACACUCUGACUGGAAGCCUCGCUCACCCGUCCAGACCUGCACUCGUCUGCCCGUGCUUCCCAACUGUCUGUUCCCAGCGGAUGAGGCAAACGCUUGGAGUGUUGGAUUGGAAAACCAGUACCCCUGCAGGCACUGGCCAACAAUCAUGUACCAUUCCAGUGUACAUAGCUGUUCAUGUGUGGACCUACGCGCUUGGGGGCAGGGGGUCACCAGGCUUUCUCUGGCCAAUGUGUGGUAAUGUGUCGAGUGAGGGUGUAAAUUUGUUCGUUUUGAUAUUUAUGAUAUUCGGAUGAACCCUUUCUGUUUGUGCUUCUGACAUCACAAACUCACAGAGCCCAGGUCAAUAAUCUCACUGCCCCAAAUUCAACAGAAGACUAUUGGCAAUCUCCAGGAGGUUUGCUGUCUGCUUUAUGUCGUUCUGAGUGUACGUGGUCCUCAUGCAUCACACUAACACCCGAGACCCUGAUUGGCCCUCAGUUCUCUGAUUAACUCACAAGAGGACGUAAUUUUAAGGUGAUUGGAGGGAAGUAGAGGGGUGAUGCCAGAGGUAGGUUUUUCACACAGGGAGUGAUGAUGGGUGCAUUGAAUGCCCUUGCAGGAGUGAUGGUAGAGGCAGAUACAUUAGGGGCUUUUAUGAAACUCUUAGAUAGGCGCAUAGAUGAUAAAAACAUAGAGUGUUAUGUAUGAGGGAUUAGAUUGCUCUUAGAGUAGGUUAAAAGGUCAGCACAACAUCGUAGGCCCAAUAACCUGUUCUGUGCUGUAAUUUUCUAUAUUCUAUGUUUAAUUAGUCCUCCGAUAAUCCCAGAACGAUGCCUCAAUUAACCUGUAUCAAUCUCGAGUCUCUCGGCCUUGAAGGUUCCUCGAUUUCCCAACCAUCCCUCACUUGAGACUCGAUCUUCUCACCCCCAAUCGAUCCUUAAACUUCAGUUGACAAUUGAUUCUUCAUAACCUGCCUCACUCAAUGCUUAAACUGAAGGGUUCAUCCUGUGCCAAAUCAGCUAGAUGCCCAGAGGGAGAAAAACCUGUAAAAUCCACCAAAUCUCUUCAGUUAGUACCUUUUGGUGUUUUCAAUGGGGAACUGUUAUAGUUUUUUUUAAAAGCAGAAUUCUUUGUUAAAGGCAAGUUGUUUAGGACAUUAGAAAACAACAUUGCAGCCUAAACCCAUAAUGUUGACUCUAAGGGCAUCCCAGGGACCAUGGCCACCUCUCAAACAACAACCUAGUACUAAACACGGAAUGAGGGUGGUCACCCAAAGGGAUGUAACGGCCUCGUUUCUAUCUGACCUUUAUGUUGUAAUGUACUUUGAACUUUGAACUUUACUUGUUAAUCUCGGUAUUGUCAACGCUAAUCGUUUGCAUAUGUUUUUCAGAUGAAUUUGACGUUAAAGGCCGGUGUAGGUAAAGCGGAGACAUUUGCAGUCAGUUAAUCUGGCUCCAGUGUUGGACGAUAUUGUCCAUCUAGCUCUGACCAGCCUAGGCCCGGGAUUAUAAAGAGGUAUAAACAGCAAGAAGAUGGUCCCUCCACCAGGGAUUAAGUAUUGUCCAUGUAUAAAUAUUCAGCUACCAGGACAGUACGUCCGUCAAAAUACAAUGCGUUACUGGAAAUAACUCUAGAUAUGCAGCUUGGCUGGUUGACGGUUGGGUUGAGUUGUUCGCCAUUCCUGGGAAUCCAUUUGCAAACGUUUCAUCACCAUGCGAGGAGACCUCAUCAGUGUACUAUUCAUUGGUGGUGUGUCCUCUGAAUGAACUGCACACUGACGAUGUCUCCUCGGAUGGUGGCGAAACGUUUGCAAAUGGAUUGCCAAGAUCGAAGAACAACUCAACCCAACCAAAAUGUAUUACUGAAGUACAUAUGUUAUCUUAUACUACCUUGAGAUUUAAUUGCUUGCAUAAUAGAUCUAUAGAUACAUACAGUGGAAGGUUAUAACUCUAGACAUCCACAGGAAGGGUUUAUUUCUCCUCCUGAGUACUUAUUCUACCAUUGUUUUCACUAGUAUGGACACAAUGGGCCAAAUAUCCUUUUUUUUGUGCCAUAAUCCCCACCCCACCCUAUUUUUUAAAUAACCCCCACCUACCCCUCGUCUCCUAUCUUUAAUAAUUCACCAGCAGUAGUUUUCAAAGAAACACUUUUUUUAUUAACUUCCCUCUGAUAACUCUCCUUGGUGGUUCUGUGACCAUUGAGACUCCAGGGGCAAUUUAAAGAGAUGGACAGACCUCAAAGAGUUGCCACUCUUUGAGCUGUAGAAUGGAGAUUUGCCUCAUUAUGGUGAAGCAGCCGUCAGUUUACAAACGUUACUGGUAAACGCUCACUGAAUGAUAUGUUCGCUUCUUCCCUCAUGUACGUGAACUCUGGAUUUUGACAUGUGUCCUUAGCAUGUGUUAACCUGUUGGUUGUUAAAUGUGACCUGAUUCCGACAAGGCUGCUAAACCCAUUCUCUGCUCGUGUAUGAGCAAUGCUGCUGUUGUCCGUGUCUUUCAAUCGCUGAAUAUCGAUGGUCUGUCAAUCUCUUUCGAAACGAUCACUAGUUAAUAUCUUUCGAUACUGUGUGGUAUUUGUGGUGACUUAUGCAGAUUCUGUUACAUCGGAACCAUUAAAUGGGCUACUGUUACACAAGCCUUCUGCAGUUGUGCAUGUUUAUUGUGGCAUCCUUCAGUGAGUGAAGCAUUCUGCAAAAUCCCUACAGUGGGAGAAUCUAAAAUUUCGAAUUGACUCAACAAGUGCUGGAAAUUUGAAAUUAAAACAAAAGAAAAAUGCCGGAAACUCUCAGCAGGUCAGGAAACACCUGUGGAGGGUGUUAGAGAAAUUACUCAAGUACUCCAUUUGGGCAUUUCAGACUUCGAAAUGAAGAGAGCUUUACUCACGAUAUCAUGGGGAGUGGAACCGCUAACGGUGGGUUUCGAACUCCAAAUAAUACAGAGAGCACAGCUCCUUUCAUACACGUACAAAUCGAUUGCAAAAGCAAAGUCUGUUCUAUUCCCUCGUGAAUUACCUUGAUUGCCUUGUGAAUUACUAAAGGUAAGCUAGGUUCAUAUGCAGUUCUCUUGUGAUAAGCUACACUCAUAGCAAGAGGCAAAGUUUUAAAAAAUCAGUCCCAUAUACGUUUAACAAAGAGUUUGUCCCAUAUCCUUGAGGCUAAUUCUUUCAAGAUAAGCUACUGCAUGUAUUUAUUCUACGAACUGUCUCUGCUAAAAGACUCAGCCAUAUCUAUAACAGACUAAGCUGCAAGCUAUUUUCCACACUCAAAAAGCCAAUAUUAACCCUUUGUCUAUCAAAAUUUUUUCCUCCACAAGGGAGAACUUAUUCACUGCCCAUUCCACCAUGGCGUUUAAGGUAUCAAUGAAGGUCCUUCAUCUCUGAUUGCUGUUUCAUUGUUUUUUGACCAGUCAGGGUUGUUAGACCCUGAACCUAGUCCACUCUUAGCCUGGCCUCUACCCUUUGACCUGUUGGGUAUGUGUGACCCUACCAAGAGCCAAAGCACAAGGCCCGUGACUCCUGCCAACUGGGUCUCUGGGUCAUUGAGGCACGUAAGACUCCAAACCCUACGACAAGGUUGCAGUCCUCUUGGAGAAAGAGGAGGGAGAAACAGAAAGGUAAUAUUUUGGGUAGGAGAGCUUUUAUCAGAGCUGAAAAGAAAUGAGAAAACAGAUUAGUUUUCAGGUUUGGAGAGGGUGGGGAAGGAACAGAUAGGAUAAAAGGAGUAUCUCUGAUAGGAUGAGACCAGUAUUGCCAUGGUGAUAUGCUAAUUAUGAAGCUCACAGGUUGGUAGAGAGAGAGUGAGAGAGAUCAUAAAGGGUAAAAGCUGUGAAAUAAAGGUCAAAGCUGUCGCAGAGAGAUGAAAGUGAAUGCUGAAAGACAGGUCAGGCAACGGACAGAUCAAAGAUGUACAGGUUUUUAGGUUAAUUGGCCAUUGUAAAUUAUCCCGUGAUUAGGCUAUGAUGAAAUUGGGGGAUUACUGGGCAGUGUGGCUCAGGGAGCUGGAAAAGCCUACCCUUUGAUGUAUCUCAAUCAAGCAAC
This is a messenger RNA of Mobula hypostoma (lesser devil ray), 5800 nucleotides long. RefSeq names its product neuronal pentraxin-2-like. The record is from RefSeq and is a predicted model, not a curated record. The transcript is spliced from 5 exons. Bases 143 to 1627 code for a protein of 494 amino acids. Lineage: Eukaryota; Metazoa; Chordata; Chondrichthyes; Myliobatiformes; Myliobatidae.